Messenger RNA from Amblyraja radiata (thorny skate), 998 nucleotides. RefSeq names its product centrin, EF-hand protein, 2 (gene cetn2). The record is from RefSeq and is a predicted model, not a curated record. Bases 161 to 688 code for a protein of 175 amino acids. NCBI's taxonomy places the organism in Eukaryota, Metazoa, Chordata, Chondrichthyes, Rajiformes, Rajidae. Gene Ontology annotation, molecular function: calcium ion binding. The transcript is spliced from 5 exons.
GGUGUCCGCGCCGCGUCUGUGGAGCCGAGGGGCGGCUGCCGGAACGAUGGCGUUGUGAUUGGCCGCGCCGUUGUUAUGGUGCUCCGGUGCUAUUUGAUACAACGACUGCCCGUGUGGGCGUUGUAAUCUCAUUCAUUGUACUUUGCUUAAAGGGUGCGAAAUGGCUACAAAGACCCCAAUCUAUAAAAAAACACCUUUGAGUGCAACAGCACAGAGGAAGAAACCUGGACCCAAACCAGAAAUUACUGAAGAUCAAAAGCAGGAAAUAAGAGAAGCAUUUGAUCUGUUUGACACAGAUGGUACGGGAUCUAUUGAUGUAAAAGAAUUAAAGGUUGCAAUGAGAGCUUUGGGAUUUGAACCCAAGAAAGAAGAAAUAAAGAAGAUGAUUUCUGAAAUUGAUAAGGAAGGCACUGGGAAGAUUGACUUUAAUGAAUUUUUAGCUGUGAUCACACAAAAGAUGGCUGAGAAAGAUACAAAGGAGGAAAUUCUGAAAGCCUUCCGGUUGUUUGAUGAUGAUGAAACUGGACGAAUUUCAUUUAAAAACCUGAAACGUGUGGCAAAGGAACUUGGAGAAAACCUCACGGAUGAAGAGUUACAGGAAAUGAUUGAUGAAGCAGAUCGAGAUGGAGAUGGAGAAGUGAAUGAGCAAGAAUUCCUUCGAAUAAUGAAAAAGACAAGUUUGUACUGAUGUACCAAUCUAUGCACAUCACGUAUUUUACGUGUAUGCAUGCCACAUGUUUAUAAGCUUUAAAGCAUGCUGAUUGAACAGGGAAAUAGGUAAAGGCAACUAUACUGACGUAUGUAUGAAAGACAAUGACUUAAUGAUGGCAAACAAAACAAGGAGAUGGGCUGCUAAUUAAAUGUAAUGGGGGGGGGGGGGGAGGAGAAGAGGAGAGGAUAAAGAGAUUAUAAAAUAUUUGAUUUUUAUGGGGUUUAAAGGUAUUUUAAGAAAAAUUCUACUUUUGAUGCUAUAAUAAACAAGCACCUUAAUGCCGCUA